CCGUCAGUGUAUGUAGUGGGUACCUGACCUGAUGCAAACCUCUUCAUUGCCAAUUAAACUUAACCAACCCACCAUCACUUUUCACUUAAAUACACACACACAUAUCUCCAACUAUCCACAUCUCACAUUUUUCAUUCAUAACCAAUGGGAAAGAAAUCAAGUGGUUCAUGGUUUACACUAGUCAAGAAAGCCUUUAGUCCUAACAAAUCCACCAAAACACAACACCAAGACCUUCAUAAUAAUAGUAAUAAUCAAUUAGAUGAUGAUGAUAAGAUGUUGCACAAAAGGGAGAAGAGAAGAUGGUUGUUUAGAAAAUCAUCAGUUAAUGUACAACAACAACAACAAGAAACACAUGUACAUGAAGGGAAGGAUAAGACAUUGAGUGUUGAUGUUUCUCAACACAAACAUGUGGAUGUAGAGGAGGAGGAAAAGGAAAAGGAAAAGCAUGCUAUUUUGAUGGCGGCAGCCGCUAUUAAAGCGGCCGAAGCCGCCACAACCACCGCCCAUGCGGCGGCGGAGAUUAUUCGUCUCACCACUAGGCCUUGUUCCAUUUCUGUUAAGCAUCAUUUUGCUGCCAUUCUCAUUCAAACAUCAUUUCGUGGCUACCUGGCAAGAAGAGCGUUACGAGCAUUGAAAGGCAUAGUGAUGCUUCAAGCUGUGAUUCGAGGACAAAAUGUAAGAAAGCAAGCAACCAUCACUUUAAGAUGUAUGCAAGCACUUGUUCGGGUGCAAUCUCGGGUACAUGAUCAGCGAUCCAGGCUAUCACACGACGAAAGUAGGAAAUCAAUGAUGUCGGAAAACACAACCUUUUGGGAGUCAAAAUACCUUCAAGACAUAAGAGACAGGAAGUCUAUGGUAAGUUCAAGAGAUGGAAGUUGCAUACGAGAUGAUUGGAGUGAUAGGCCACACACUCUUGAAGAGCUUGAUGCCAUAUUGCAACACCGAAAGUCACAGAUGUCUAACAGAAAUCCAUCAACUAUGGAUGAAAAAGAGCUUGAAGAAACUGCUAGUUGGUUAGACAGAUGGAUAGAAGCAAAGCAAUGGGAAAACCACAGAGCCAGCAGGGCUUCAUUUGACAGAAGAGACUCUAUAAAAACCGUCGAAAUCGACAAUUCGCGACCUAGUUCCCGCUCAGGUACUGGUGUUUACAAAUCACCAUACCAUACUUCCCAUUACAUCCCCAACUCACCGAACCGAAGAUCAAGUUACAGCCCAUCAACCGGUCAACAUCCAAUCACACCGUCCCCAAUCAAGACACGACCACCACAGAUACGGUCCGCAAGCCCACGGUGUUCAAAAGAGGAAAGAACCUACUUGAACACAAACAUACAAAGCCUACGGUCCACCCCACGUGUCGUGGGGUCCAUGUUUCGUUACAGCACGUGUGCAAAUGACAUGACCGUACCCAACUACAUGGCUGCAACCGAGUCAGCUAGAGCGAAAAUACGCUCACAAAGCACACCUAGACAAAGACCCUCCACACCCGAGAGAGACCGGGUCGGGUCGGUUAAGAAAAGACUCGCGUACCCGGUCCAAGACCCAUGUGAUAAUUACAAUGUGCAAUAUUAUGAUUAUGGUCAUUAUGGCCAUAACCUUAGGAGCCCAAGUUUUAAGAGUGUGCAAGUUGGUCAUGUUGGUAUGGGACAACAAUGGUAUUAUGCGGAUAGUACUAACGGCGGAGAACUUUCACCGUGUUCGACGACUCAUUUAAGGUGGCUAAGGUGAUCAGCUAACCCAACCACUAUCAGAAUGAGUUGAGUUAUAACACAUCUAGUUUAGUUGUUGAGUUAUAAGAAGUACGCAUUUUCAUAUAUUGAGUAUUGAAUGUAUUCUCUUUAUUGUUUCCAACUACUGUUAGCUAGGUACCAACCAACAAGGGUAUGCAACAUGUGCCACUUGAAAUAAUGUUGUAAUUGAUUAUUCUGGAGAAAUAUUGUUAGAUAAUUAAAUGGCGUUGGAAUCUAA
Helianthus annuus (common sunflower) is the source of this 1965-nucleotide messenger RNA. RefSeq names its product protein IQ-DOMAIN 1. Gene Ontology annotation, molecular function: protein binding. Bases 145 to 1725 code for a protein of 526 amino acids. The transcript has 4 exons. NCBI's taxonomy places the organism in Eukaryota, Viridiplantae, Streptophyta, Magnoliopsida, Asterales, Asteraceae. The record is from RefSeq and is a predicted model, not a curated record.